This is a messenger RNA of Klebsormidium nitens, 1710 nucleotides long. Lineage: Eukaryota; Viridiplantae; Streptophyta; Klebsormidiophyceae; Klebsormidiales; Klebsormidiaceae. The record is from the annotation of a GenBank genome assembly.
AUCCAGCCUCCUCCGGAUGGUGGUGGUGGAAUUGUCGAUCGAAGCCCUGGACCAAAGGCUGAAGCGCUCUCCAGAUGCCCUGUCUAUCGUAAAACCUAGCCUGAGCACUCUCUCUGCGAUCCAUCUUGGUUCCUGGGUACCGCCUGAUCCACGUUGUUGCGGCCAGAGCAGAUUUGUAGAUUCAAUUAGAUUCAGCAUCUAGCUUUGUGCUUGGUGAAGCUCUGGUUCUGUUUCUUGCAGCCAUGGAGGCCCUGGUGCAAAAUUGCCUUAGAAGAGCGCUGCAGGGCUCUAGAUCUGUCACAACUCAUUCUGCUGCACAGAGGACUGCGGCAAAGUGUCGACCGCAUGCAGCUGUGAUAGCAAGUCCGUUCUACUGCGAGGAAAACCUUCUUUCUGGCAGCACUGCAAUCGCCUCGGCUCAGAGCUUACCACCACCAAAAGAUCAGAUUGUGGUCCCUCUAGCAGGACACACUACUCUGUCAAAUGGUAAAAGCGCUGGGAGAACAGUGUUUGAUCUGAUAGCUCAUGGAGGCCAGCAGACGAUGUCUCAAGCAACAGGUUCUGGCGGCAGGAAUGGAUCUUACCAGAACUGGUUGGCGGCAGGAGCUUUCCCUGUUGCGGUUGCGGCAUACAGUGGUGUCGCUCUGGCAAAAGAAAAGGCGCCACUGGCGCUGCCAGGGGAAGUCGUGCUGUACCAGUAUGAAGCAUGCCCGUUCUGCAACAAAGUGAAAGCAUUCCUGGAUUACCAUGACAUCAGCUACAAGGUGGUUGAGGUGAACCCCAUUGGCAAGAAGGAGCUCAAAUGGUCAGAGUACAAGAAGGUGCCGGUGUUGGUUGUAGAUGGGGAGCCGCUGAACGACUCCACAAACAUUAUUUCCUUGUUGGACGAGCGGAUCUAUGGGAAGGACAAGAAGCCUGUCGCAUCGAACACGGAAGAGGAGAAGUGGCGAAGUUGGGUCGACGACUACUUCGUGCACCUGCUCUCGCCCAACAUCUACCGCACGCCGUCUGAAGCCCUUGAGGCCUUCGACUACAUCACGACAAACGGAAAUUUUACGGCCUGGGAGCGCGCAUAUGCAAAGUACAGCGGAGCAAUCGCGAUGUACUUCGUGGGGAAGCGGCUCAAGAAGAAGCACAACAUCGAGGACGAGAGGCGGGACCUCUUUCAAGCCGCGGACAAGUGGGUCGACGCCGUAGGGGGGCGACAAUUCAUGGGUGGCGAAAAGCCGAACCUUGCAGACCUUGCGGUGUUUGGGGUGUUACGGCCCAUUCGGAACAUGCAAACAGGCCGGGACUUGAUGGCAAAUAGCAAGAUCGGGCCUUGGUAUGCUCGAAUGGAGGCCGAAGUGGGGGAAAGCAACAGGCUUUCGGAUGCGCCACAUGUAUGAUGAGAUUUUACAAGAGCUACGUAUAUAAUGUGACAGGAUUGGGCGACUUAUCUGUCGAAACUGAAGUACAGGUGAUACCAUAUUCUUGGCAUCCCGCCGCAGUGUUUCUCAGUUCGCUAAUCUGUGAUGCACCUUAUAAUGUCAAAUGAAGCGGUGAAAGUCUGUACUGACCAAGGUAAUUGAACUGGUAAUACGUCGUCAGCAGGCCAAGGCGACUUCGAGCCAAUACAAGCUAGAUAAGUACGUGGCACGCAUAUGGCCUCUUCAAGUUGAUAGCCUGCGCUUCCAACGUACCCAACAUCCAUCGCACAAUCACGCGGGA